GCCGCUCUCUUGAACCGUAGCCCUACUCCAUUGAAUUCGGUUAUUAAUGAUCUAUUGGCUGAGGAACAACGACUGAAAGUUCUAUCACUUCCUUCCUCGACUCCGGGAUCAUCUGAUAUGGUGCUUGCUGUGUCCACCACUACACCAACACGUGGCUCCUCUCCUUUAACUUGUCGCGGCUGCAACAAGGUGGUUCAUGUUGUUGCUCAAUGCAAAGAAUGGUGCGCUUAUUGUCGACGAACUGGUCAUGGUAUUCAAGACUGCCGUACACGUGCAUAUGCAUCUUCUUCCGGCCGUGGACGUGGUGGUCGUGGUCGUGGCCGUGGUCGUGCUCUUUCUGCUACUGCUGCCACUAUUUCUUCCGAGCCGUCUGUUAGUGAUUCUACAUCUACUGUUUCUGCUGAAGGUCUUUCAUCUCCGUUGACUCCUGCGAUGCUCCAGCAAAUCGUUCAGGCCCUUUCUGCGGCCGGUAUGUCAGGAUCUGGCAACGGGGAAGGUACUUGGGAGGGGUAGGCGGCAUGGUCGUCUGUACGUGUUGGAUUUUGAUCCAUCUGUCACUUCGGCCCGUUGUUUCUUUUCUCCAUCUUCAUCAGAUAUUUAUUCGGCAAAUAAAUUGUGGAAACUGUGACACUUUCGCCUGGGUCAUCCACAUUCCGAUCGGUCACUUCAGUUAAUUUCGUUUGACAUGUUAGGGAAUAUUUCUCUUAAUAAAAAUGAUUUGGAUUAUUCUUGUUCUUCCUGUUGUCUUUCAAAAAGUAAGUGUGUUCCAUUUUCCCUAAGUACUACAAAAUCAUCUUCUAUGUUUGAACUUGUGCAUACGGAUGUCUGGGGUCCUUCACCAAUUAUGUCUCUCUCUGGGUUACGAUACUAUGUUAUAUUGAUUGAUGAUUUCACACGUUAC
Messenger RNA from Magnolia sinica, 901 nucleotides. RefSeq lists its product as uncharacterized. Gene Ontology annotation, molecular function: nucleic acid binding; zinc ion binding. Bases 118 to 513 code for a protein of 131 amino acids. The record is from RefSeq and is a predicted model, not a curated record. NCBI's taxonomy places the organism in Eukaryota, Viridiplantae, Streptophyta, Magnoliopsida, Magnoliales, Magnoliaceae. The transcript has 2 exons.